This is a messenger RNA of Lotus japonicus, 463 nucleotides long. RefSeq lists its product as uncharacterized. The coding region runs from base 14 to 421 and encodes 135 amino acids. NCBI's taxonomy places the organism in Eukaryota, Viridiplantae, Streptophyta, Magnoliopsida, Fabales, Fabaceae. The transcript is spliced from 2 exons. The record is from RefSeq and is a predicted model, not a curated record.
UGUGGUACAAGCCAUGCACAAUCGUCUCACUCUCCCUCCUGAUGGUAGAGCCACUAAAGCCAGAUGGAUGCAUCUACCGGAGAUGGGGUACCUUAUUGCUAACCGGUUUCGGGUGGUUUUCAUCUCCAUCUCGUUAAAAUCUAGUUACACUUACCUUCCGAUGAGAGGAGGCGCCCCACCGUUAGAACAUCCUGUCAUAGCUAUUGGUCAUGUGACCAAUCACUUUGUACAGCUGAAGUUGGUGUCUGGACAUCCUAUGCCGCCAAUUGCUCCCCAAUGGGAAUACAACGUUGAAGAACCCGAGUCCGAAUGGUGUAAACCGUAUAAAGAGCGUUUGGAUAGAUUUAUGGCUGAACACACUGUUUGGAUUGGUCCUUGUGUUAUUACCAACUUUGAUUUAACAGACAUAACAGAAGAUUGAUAAUAUGAUUCAUGUUUGUAAUGUUGUAACCAUGUCUGUAAC